Aplysia californica (California sea hare) is the source of this 2727-nucleotide messenger RNA. Its product is annotated as guanine nucleotide-binding protein subunit beta-5. Lineage: Eukaryota; Metazoa; Mollusca; Gastropoda; Aplysiida; Aplysiidae. Gene Ontology annotation, cellular component: cytoplasm; heterotrimeric G-protein complex. Gene Ontology annotation, biological process: G protein-coupled dopamine receptor signaling pathway; G protein-coupled receptor signaling pathway. The record is from RefSeq and is a predicted model, not a curated record. Gene Ontology annotation, molecular function: signaling receptor complex adaptor activity; protein binding.
CUUGUGUGAUUGGCCAACGGCUGGAAAGUAUACAGAAUUUUAACAUCAAACCUCGGCGAACGCUGAAAGGUCACCAGGGCAAAGUGCUAUGCAUGGAUUGGUCGUCAGAUAAACGUCACAUUGUUAGCUCUUCUCAGGAUGGGAAAAUGUUAAUAUGGGAUGCAUUUACAACCAACAAGGAACAUGCGAUCACUAUGCCGACAACAUGGGUCAUGGCUUGUGCAUAUGGUCCCUCUGGCAGUGUGGUGGCUUGUGGGGGCUUGGACAAUAAGUGCACACUGUACCCCCUGAGUAUGGAUGAGGAUCCAGUGACCAAGAAAAAAGCUGUUGCCACACACACAUCGUACUUGUCGUGCUGUUCCUUCACCAGCUCAGACCAUCAGAUUUUGACAGGCAGUGGAGACAGUACGUGUGCCCUGUGGGACGUGGAGAGCAGUCAGCUGAUACAGAGCUUCCACGGCCACGCGGGGGACGUCAUGAGUAUUGACUUGUCACCGACAGAGACAGGGAACACGUUUGUCUCUGGGGGUUGUGACAAAAUGGCAAUGGUGUGGGACAUGAGGACUGGAGAUUGCGUGCAAGUCUUUGAUGGACAUGAGUCUGAUAUAAACAGUGUCAAGUUUUACCCAAGUGGAGAUGCUUUUGCCACAGGCUCUGAUGAUGCCACGUGUCGUCUGUUUGACUUGCGGGCAGACAGAGAGGUUAACUGCUACAAAAAGGACAGCAUUAUAUUUGGCUGUAAUGCUGUAGACUUUUCAAUCAGUGGUCGCAUCUUGUUUGGAGGCUACAACGACUACACAAUCAAUGUGUGGGAUGCCCUGAAGGGUACACGUAUGACUAUACUGUAUUGCCACGACAACCGAGUCAGCUGCUUAGGAAUUGCCCCUGACGGCACUUCUUUGUGCACUGGCAGUUGGGACUAUACACUGAGAGUGUGGGCUUGAUGUGUGACGUGGACUUGAAGAAAGAAGACAGAAAUAAAGCGCUCACAGAGGAAGAGCGAGCAGUACUUAGAUGGCAUGAUAUUGCCUUACUCCAAGACCCCAACGACGUAAUGUCAUAUCAAGAUCUAGUCUCACCUCAGUUUUAUCUACUUUCGUUUAUUGAUGUACUGGGAUAUUGUCGUUCAUAACUUCUCUGUAUCACUUAGAUUUUCAGAAUGUUUGUGUCUUUAAGAAAUAGUGGACCACAACUGUAUAUUUUGGGGAAUUUAGUGUGAGAAAAUGAGUGACUGAAGCAUUUAAAUGGAGAAAAUGAUUAGAUAAAGUCUUAAAGAGUGAGAUGUCUUGAUUGUUUUGAAAGUUUUUAACAUUAUUUUUGUGUGCAAGCCGUGGUUGUAGUUUUAAGGGAGAUGAUGAUUUACUGUGUAAGAUUAUGGUGCUUACGACUGUCUCUAGUCAUUGAUGAGAUUUUUGAAAAUGUGCAUGUAGAGACUGUCCCAGCUUGGUGGGUAUAAGUGCAUGACAUAUUGUAUACACAAUACUUUAUCAAAAAUAACAGUGACAAAAGUAUGCUCUUCCACACUAUGUUGACUGGUUAUAUUUGUAUUUUUCAACAUUCUGUUAAAUUGUUGUUUUCUUUUUUCAAGAUCGUUAUUUUACUAAAUGAAUCUCACCAUUUGUCAAUUUCUCUUAACUCUUAGUUUGCAAGAGAAAGAUGUAUUUUGUGAAUAUGGUGCUCUAUUUUGUCUUUUGGUUCAGUUGAGUGCGAGAAUAUUUUCAGCUUGAGGAAUUUUUACUCAAGUAUUACGUUUUUUAAAUAUUAUGUGGAGUGCGGGAUGACAAUGGAAAAGGUAACAUGAAUUUGAAUUGUGGCAAAGUCCAUGACUCAGGUGUGGGGGAAAAAAGUUGCAGUGUGUUGGACAGUAAAGCUAAUGUAAGGUGUAUUUGAAUUAUUUUUUGAAUACGCUGGAACAAAUUUAUCAAAGUUUUUCUUAAGCUGUUCUUGUAAAUGUGUUGUAUACUCUUUAUUUUCUCAUUUUGGUGUAAAUUUCUACUAAUGGUCAUGUGCAGUAAGAAUGGAGACUUUUGUUUUUGUUUGUGUUGCAUGCAUAAUUCACGUCUCAGAAUUCCUUGCACCUAGUUACUCCCUAUGUAUCUGUGCUCAGCAGAUAAGUCUUCUAGUUUGCUUUUGCAAUUGUCAAGUUGAUAAGUAUUUUUCAUCUUGAGUAUUUUCAAGCAUAAUUUUUUUGCCUACAUCAACCAAUUUUUUAUCACCUAAUCUGUUCACUUUAUUUAUUUAUUUUUUUCAUUUUCUCUUAAUUUUUUUUUUUUAAACAUUAUUUAGAUGGUUUUGUUACAUUGUGGUGCAUGACAGUUGUUUUGUUGAAUUUUUAUGUACUGUGAAAUCCUCAUCAAUGUGCUAAUAAUAUAUUCUAAUGCUCAUAAGCUCACCUUUGCUUGGUUUUAAUUUGACUGAUGAACAAAUCUAUUUCCUAUUUAUUAUUUCUCAUGGAUAACAUUGUGCAUUAUGAUGUAUUUUUUUCCUUAUGUGAUACAAAUGGUGAAAUGAGCCCAAAGCAUACCUGUUGAACUUUCAGUAGAUUUUUUUUUGCUUGUGUCUAAAUAAUGUAAAGGUAAAUAGUGCCUGCCCGCCUGCUGUAGAUGAUAGAUAAUUUCUUUAAGAAUAUGUUAAAUCGCUUUUCCUUUUAGUAAAAAAACAAACUGUUGUUGAUGAUUCCAUUUGAACGUAAAAAGAUAUAAAAAAUAGUGCCAAAUUCUGAAACCA